Messenger RNA from Dufourea novaeangliae, 1573 nucleotides. It is a transcript of the gene HDAC1, whose product is annotated as histone deacetylase Rpd3. Lineage: Eukaryota; Metazoa; Arthropoda; Insecta; Hymenoptera; Halictidae. The coding region runs from base 95 to 1573 and encodes 492 amino acids. Gene Ontology annotation, molecular function: histone deacetylase activity. The record is from RefSeq and is a predicted model, not a curated record. The transcript has 9 exons.
CGCUGUGUUCUGUCGGUGGGUGCCGCGACACUCCGCGGUCCGCAUUUGAUUCAUAUCAGAUAUUUUCCUACUUAGCAGAAAGAAAUCGGAUAAAAUGUCUACAUUACCACACAGCAAGAAGCGCGUCUGCUACUACUAUGACAGUGAUAUUGGCAAUUACUACUAUGGACAAGGACAUCCUAUGAAGCCGCAUCGUAUAAGGAUGACACAUAACUUACUUCUUAAUUAUGGUCUUUAUAGAAAAAUGGAGAUAUAUCGACCUCAUAAAGCUACUGCGGAUGAAAUGACAAAAUUCCAUAGUGACGAAUAUAUUAGAUUUUUGAGGUCCAUAAGGCCUGAUAAUAUGUCGGAGUAUAACAAACAGAUGCAAAGAUUCAAUGUAGGUGAGGAUUGCCCUGUUUUCGAUGGUUUAUACGAGUUCUGUCAAUUAUCGGCUGGUGGUUCUGUAGCUGCUGCUGUAAAACUUAACAAGCAGGCCUCAGAAAUUUGCAUAAACUGGGGUGGUGGAUUACAUCAUGCCAAAAAGAGUGAAGCAUCUGGUUUUUGUUAUGUAAAUGACAUUGUUUUGGGAAUCUUAGAACUGCUCAAAUAUCAUCAGAGAGUUUUAUAUAUUGAUAUUGACGUUCAUCAUGGAGAUGGUGUAGAAGAAGCUUUUUAUACUACCGAUAGAGUAAUGACAGUUUCUUUUCACAAAUACGGUGAAUAUUUUCCUGGCACAGGCGAUCUCCGUGACAUUGGAGCAGGGAAGGGAAAAUAUUAUGCAGUCAACAUACCACUGAGGGAUGGUAUGGAUGAUGAAAGUUACGAGUCAAUAUUUGUACCCAUUAUAUCCAAGGUGAUGGAAACUUUUCAGCCCUCUGCAGUUGUUUUACAGUGCGGAGCAGAUUCGUUAACAGGAGACAGAUUGGGUUGUUUCAAUCUAACAGUUAGAGGUCAUGGUAAAUGUGUUGAAUUUGUAAAGAAAUAUAAUUUGCCGUUCUUAAUGGUUGGUGGUGGUGGAUACACAAUAAGAAACGUCUCUAGAUGUUGGACGUAUGAAACAUCGGUAGCUCUCGGUUCCGAAAUUGCAAAUGAGUUACCUUAUAACGACUAUUUUGAAUACUUUGGACCUGAUUUCAAGUUGCAUAUUAGUCCUUCGAACAUGGCGAAUCAAAAUACUCCUGAAUAUCUUGAGAAAAUUAAGACCAGAUUAUUCGAAAAUUUACGGAUGUUACCACACGCACCGGGUGUACAAGUUCAACCCAUUCCUGAAGAUGGUGCCGUUAUCGAGGAUUCAGAGGCUGAAGAAAAAGUAAAUCCAGAUGAACGAUUACCACAACGGGAUUUGGAUAAAAGGAUACAACAUGAAAACGAAUAUAGCGAUAGCGAGGAUGAAGGUGAAGGUGGACGGAGAGACAAUAGGUCGUUUAAGGGUUCCAGAAAACGACCUCGCCUAGAGAAAGGUCAAGAAGGCAUAGAAAGUGAUCUGAAAAAGGAAGACGACAUAAAAUCAGAACCAAAAGAAAAUGAAAAAGAUGAGAAAGCGAAUGUCACAAACGAAGAAACAAAGAAAGAUGGCGGGGCGAAUCCCUGA